UGGCCAUGGCGGAAAACGUUCGACGUUCAGCAUCUUAUGAUAUUUUAAAUGACGAACAAAAAAAGAUCUUGAAGGAUUAUUAUGAUCAAGGAAUGAUUUCAACAGCAGCUAGUAUGAGGGAUGUCAUCCAAGAAGCUGCGAACCAAGCUAAUAUGACGUUUGAAAGAGUCAAGAAAUGGAUUGGGAAUAAAAAGCAGUCCAGAAAAAGAAAAGCCAGCUCUCAUCAAGAUGAGGAGUUAAGACUGUGCCCUUCAAAGCGUAGAACUACAGCAUAUAAUCUUUUUUGCUCACAUAUGCUGAACUCAGAGGAAUGCAAGCAGCUAAGCUCUAAUUCUGAGAGGUUGAAGUUAGCUGUAGACCACUGGAACUUGUUAGGGGCAGAGGAACGUGUGAUUUGGGCAGAAAGAGCAAAGGCUGUUCAAAGCAAUGACAUUCAUGACUUGACAUUUAAGCAGCGCACAAACCAAGUAAAAAAAGGGAAAAAGCAGCUUUUGUCACAGCUUACUUACUUAGAAAGUCUUGGUUGUGAAGCAGUUGUUUUAUUCUUGGAGCCUGGUGAUUCUUGUCUUCAACAGUUUGGAACAGAAAAAGGAAUCAACUUUUGA
Xenia sp. Carnegie-2017 is the source of this 605-nucleotide messenger RNA. RefSeq lists its product as uncharacterized. The transcript is spliced from 4 exons. The coding region runs from base 6 to 605 and encodes 199 amino acids. The record is from RefSeq and is a predicted model, not a curated record. NCBI's taxonomy places the organism in Eukaryota, Metazoa, Cnidaria, Anthozoa, Malacalcyonacea, Xeniidae.